Chionomys nivalis (European snow vole) is the source of this 4355-nucleotide messenger RNA. RefSeq names its product Fas apoptotic inhibitory molecule 2 (gene Faim2). The record is from RefSeq and is a predicted model, not a curated record. Gene Ontology annotation, biological process: negative regulation of apoptotic signaling pathway. Gene Ontology annotation, cellular component: Golgi apparatus; endoplasmic reticulum; membrane. Bases 376 to 1323 code for a protein of 315 amino acids. The transcript is spliced from 12 exons. NCBI's taxonomy places the organism in Eukaryota, Metazoa, Chordata, Mammalia, Rodentia, Cricetidae.
GACAGCAUCAGCUGGUCGGGUGUCAGGAGUCCUGGUGCCUCUUCCCACCCCCGCGGGCCCAUCCAUCCACCUGCUGCUCCACACUGCAAUGAUCCCCGGUCCCCUGGGUGGCUGAAGCAUGUGGGAGGAAGCAGAGGAGGUAAAAACCGCAUGUCUCGCCUGGGAUCUCAAGUCUGCAGUCUCCUGCGUCCAUAAGCAGCAUCCUCCCAGGCCCUCCCCCUCCCCCUGUGUGCGGAUGGUACGCUCCGGUAAGCCUGGCCGGGCUGCAGUGGAUGUUGCUAGAAUCCACGCGGAGGAAGGAAGAGACGCAAGCAGGCUGCGGUGACCCAAGCGACCACCCCUACUUCAAGGACCCCUUCCUUGAGAGACGACAUCAUGACCCAGGGAAAGCUCUCUGUGGCUAACAAGGCCCCCGGGACUGAGGGGCAGCAGAAGACAAAUGGCGAGAAGAAGGAGGUUCCAGCAGUGCCCUCGGCGCCGCCCUCCUAUGAGGAGGCCACCUCUGGAGAUGGGCUGAAGUCAGGGACCUUCCCCCAAGCCCCCACGGCUGUGCCCCUCCAUCCAAGCUGGGCCUAUGUGGACCCCAGCAGCAGCUCCAGCUACGAAGCUUUCCCCACAGGAAACCAUGAGCUCUUCACCACCUUCAGCUGGGAUGACCAGAAAGUUCGCCGGCUCUUCAUCAGAAAGGUCUAUACCAUCCUGUUGGUCCAGCUGCUGGUGACCUUGGCUGUUGUGGCUCUCUUUACCUUCUGUGACGUCGUGAAGGACUAUGUCCAGGCCAACCCAGGCUGGUACUGGGCAUCCUAUGCCGUGUUCUUUGCAACCUACCUUACUCUGGCUUGCUGCUCUGGACCCAGGAGACAUUUCCCUUGGAACCUGAUUCUGCUGGCCAUCUUUACCCUGUCCAUGGCCUAUCUCACUGGGAUGUUAUCCAGUUACUACAACACUACUUCUGUGCUGCUGUGUCUGGGAAUCACGGCCCUAGUCUGCCUCUCGGUCACCAUCUUCAGCUUCCAGACCAAGUUUGACUUCACCUCCUGCCAGGGUGUGCUGUUUGUGCUGCUCAUGACCCUUUUCUUCAGUGGACUCCUCCUGGCCAUCCUCCUGCCCUUCCAAUACGUCCCCUGGCUCCACGCCGUCUAUGCCGUGCUAGGAGCAGGCGUGUUUACAUUGUUCCUGGCAUUUGAUACCCAGUUGCUAAUGGGUAACCGUCGCCACUCGCUGAGUCCCGAGGAGUAUAUUUUUGGAGCCCUCAACAUUUAUUUAGACAUUAUCUAUAUCUUCACCUUCUUCCUGCAGCUUUUCGGCACCAGCAGGGAAUGAGGAGGCCUCCCCAUCCCUACGUUCCUCCAGAGAACGUCCCUUCCCUGUUCUGUGACCCCUCUGUGCUCCUGCAAGUCCAGACAUAAACGUGCUGCAGCCAGCUUGUGAGCGGUCGCUCUCUCCUGCAGCCAGCCCUCUGCAGCUUGUACAUAUGCCAUCCUUGGGGCUCUACAGACCUGAGGCCACACCUUCCCCCACGGUGCCCCUGGCACCCAAUUACGUCCUCCAAAUGGGACAGUCAAGGUUGAGGGCACCUCUGGAUUUGCAGACCCAGGGAAUGAAUGGGAGGAAGCCCCCCUCCCCCAGAGGUGGGAAGGAGACCCCAGAAACCUGGCUGCAACUGUGACCCCACCAAACCUGCUCUAGGAUUUUACUUCUUCUCUCAGGUUGGACAACCACGUAUUGUAAGGGCAAAGACUGAGGGGACAUGACUGGAACGUAAGGACAGGACACCGGGUGUGGGGGUGAAGCUGUCCCAGGCUGUCCCUCUCUCGGCUGUUAGGACCAGUGGCUUGUUCUAGAGACCUGGACAAUAUAAAAGGAGUAGGAAUGCUUCCAUUGCUUGCCUCAGUUUGCCCUCCCGGGUCAUAGGACAGACAGGGGAAUGUGCCUAAAUGUGGGCCUGUCCUGAGCUCCCAGGCAGCCAGCUGCGAGGACUGAACGGGGUAAUCGGUCAAACUGCAGUCACUGGGCAGGCAUGUGUGAAUGCAGGACUGACACCCCAUCUUUGUUUCCACAGGCCUGAGGGGGAAGUGGGGUGAAAGUAGUUCUAGCUGCGGACCAGCCCUUACCAGGGGCUGUCUUUCUGUCCCUUCCACACCCAUUUCCUAAGCCUUCCCCUGUCUUCUGCUAUGUCCUGCCUUAUGUCCCUCCAGUCAGGCCUCCUGAGGCCCUAGGAGUUGAGGCCUCCAUGUCCCUUCCCCCAGCUUCCCUGGCCACUCAGCCCAGAGUCCCUGGGCCCUUGCCCCCUUAUCUUCAUAUCUCUGUAAUUUGGAAGCUGCCCAGCUCAUGGUCACAGCCAGGGCCAAUCCCUUGAGCCUAUCCCAUGUGAUGAGGCCAGAACCCCUUAUCGGCCUUCAGGCGGCUGGGAUCUCAGGCAGAGUGUGCGUCAGCCACCCUGUCCUGGCUGAGUGCCCGCUGGAGAGGGGACCAGGGGCCACACCUGGGGCAGCAUGCAGCCCACAUGUGCACAUGGCCAGCUCCAGGCCAGUGGAAAGUUACUGGGUGGAGGCUAGGAGGCUCUGUGGAUGUAGGGGACUCUGUUUUCCCCCCAAGAAAGGGGACUAGGUAGCCUAUCCAUUCCUGUCCCUGCCCCUCCCCACCUUUGAGAAACAUUACAGAAGCCUUUGAAAUUUUGUUCUUCCUUGACUCCUUGAGAAAGGAAGGAACCAAGAAUGGGGUGGGGGUGGGGCAGUUGACAUGAGUGCCCACUGCUGGGGUCCAGAAAGGGGCCCUGCAAUGGUGAUCAGCACAUCCCCACUGCAGAGGCAAAGCCAGGGGGUUGGUGAUAAAUCCAUCGUCAUCUAGUAAUCCUGGGGUCAGCCACAGCUGCUCCAUUCAGACGGGCUGGACUGAGACUUGUGUAAACUAUAGACGUGGGUUGUCAAGGCCUGGCAUCUCUGGGGGGGGUGUUGUUGUCGUGCCCCCCCCCCAUCUCCCAUCCUUGACUCUGAGAUGCCAAAAUGAGGUUCUCACUCCCUGGAAGUCAGCUGGGAGGCAGGAUUCCUGGCUUCUGAUUGGGCCUCACUGCCCACAGACUUGUGUUUUGUCUGUGACUCUGUUUCCCUAGCUAUAAGUCCCCAACCAGUGCCAAUGAUGGGCAGGGAGAGGCACCAAGACACUUCCACUGACGUCAUCUAGUUGUUCACCUUGAGGGCCUCUCCUUAUCUCUCGCUUCAGUCCUAGAAAGGUUCAAAGCCCCUCCCCCACUGACCUGCCAACAUCACACUGGCCAGUUUCCCAGAAUCCACUUGUCCACGCCCUCUUCUUCUGAGAUAAUCUAUGCAGAGACUUUGAGGACUGAGAAAUUUUUCCAAGGCUAAGUUCCAAACACCUGGGGGAGGGGUAAGCCCUCAGCCAUAAAUAAUGUGACCCAGGCACGAGUCACAGUGAUCUCAAAGAUGGCUCGGCCAUGGAGGUAGAGAGGCCUGCCAGCAGGGUUAGCUUCAGUCUGAUACCCAGCCCGCAGCUGAACUGCCAUGGCAGCAAGGCCAGAGAAAGCCUUGGUGUUGACCCCUGACAGAACAGUGAAGGGUCCCAGGAACACCUGGGUGGGUCUUGGCAGGAGGAAGGGCGGGAACAAGAAUGCAGGAUUAUGAGGAAUGCGGGAUUAUGAGAAAUCGAAGCUGGGCAGGUGCGGCAAACUGUGAAGGAGGAAGGACUCCGCUGGCCCCUCACAUUUUUAGUUCGGGUGGGGCCAGACCUGUGACGGGGUGGGUUGGAUUUCAUAAAGUUAGAGGGAGCCAGGAAUCCAUCUGCGAUGAGAGGCACAGAGAGGCAGCGUGACCGAUCAGAAGGUCCUGGAAGGAUAGUCACGUGAAGUCCCUCACUCCCCCACACCAAUUCCUGGGUUCGUGUACGGCAGCUCUUUCGAUAUAGCUCGAGGAAGCCACGAGAUUAAGAAUCUUGGUUCUUUCAUUCCAUACCCUUUCUCCUGUAGGAGUCAGGAUCCCUCAAGCACCCUAGUUUCAAAAGGCGGGGUGGGAGUGGGGUGCGGGGUGUGUGGGGGGUGGAAAUCAAGUUGGAAAUUUUACACAAGGACCUUGCUGCCCCCUUCUGGCUGUUAGGGGAAAAGCAGAGUCCGGCUUGGCAGGGAGGGAAUUGGUCCCUGGGGACAGUGGCGAGGGGCAGGACUCGGACCCCUGCCUUAAGCUUUUCCCGACACAUCUGCCACACACCCAGACGCUGCUGCCCUUUGGGCCUCAGCUUCCACGAGCUCCCCCGGGCCCCUCCCAUGUGCCCUUCUGUGACCUCACCUGCUCGGGACCUGUGACUGAUUGGAAAUAAUAAAAGCAUUUACUAAGACACCUGAA